AUGGCAGCCUCGAGGCCGGUGCUGUCGCUGCUGGUGGCAGCUCUCCUGCUGCACGUGGCCACCUCGCUGAAGAUUGGUGCCUUCAACAUCAGAGCCUUUGGGGACACCAAGAUGGCCAACCAGACCGUUGCAAACAUCAUCGUCUCUAUCCUGUCAGAGUACGACGUCGUGCUGGUGCAGGAGGUGCGGGAUGCCGACCUGAGCGCUGUCAAUGACCUCAUGGAGCAGCUCAACAGUGCUGGGAAACACCCCUAUGACUUUUUGAUCAGCGUCCCCCUGGGUCGGGGCACCUACAAGGAGCAGUACCUCUUCAUCUACAGGUCAGACAUGGUCUCCGUGCUGGGAAGCUACUACUACGAUGAUGGUUGUGAAUCCUGUGGGACCGACACCUUCAGCAGGGAGCCCUUCAUUGUGAAGUUCUCCUCACCCACCACACAGGUGCAGCAGUUCGUGUUGGUGCCUCUGCAUUCGGAGCCCAGCCACGCAAGACAGGAGAUCGAUGCGCUCUACGACGUCUACACCGAUGUCAUCAACAAGUGGGGGACCAAUGACAUGAUCUUCAUGGGUGAUUUCAACGCUGACUGCUCGUACGUGACGAGCUCCCAGUGGCCGUCCAUCCGCCUGCGCUCCCUGAGCGCCUGCGAGUGGCUGAUCCCCGACAGCGCCGACACCACCGUGGCCGACACCGACUGCGCCUACGACCGCAUUGUGGCCUGCGGCACCGCCCUGCGCCAAGACAUUGAACCUGGCUCCGCCACGAUCAACAACUUCCAGAGGAAAUUCCAGCUCCAGCUCAAGGAUGCUUUGGCUGUCAGCGACCAUUUCCCAGUGGAGGUGACCCUGAAAGCCCUCUGAGCCUGUCCCACCAGUGGCUACCAGGACACCUCAGCACACACCUGCAUCUCUCGUGGGAGCCCACUUGCUGCUGGUGCCAGCCAAGCUGCCCACUGUCCCUGCAAGGAGUCCUUGAGCUCCUGCGGAAGUUUUUUGCUUUCUGCUUCCAUUAAAAAUGAGCCUUUCCUGCAUCUGCAGCUCUGGAAGGGAGGUUCCUUCA
Zonotrichia leucophrys gambelii is the source of this 1054-nucleotide messenger RNA. RefSeq names its product deoxyribonuclease-1-like. The transcript is spliced from 8 exons. Gene Ontology annotation, molecular function: DNA binding; deoxyribonuclease I activity. The record is from RefSeq and is a predicted model, not a curated record. Lineage: Eukaryota; Metazoa; Chordata; Aves; Passeriformes; Passerellidae. Gene Ontology annotation, cellular component: nucleus. Gene Ontology annotation, biological process: DNA catabolic process. Bases 1 to 855 code for a protein of 284 amino acids.